Candidula unifasciata is the source of this 951-nucleotide messenger RNA. NCBI's taxonomy places the organism in Eukaryota, Metazoa, Mollusca, Gastropoda, Stylommatophora, Geomitridae. The record is from the annotation of a GenBank genome assembly.
AUGCACCACCCAAGUUACUACCCCGGACAAGGAAACAGCGGCGUGUCGCCCUUCUCUUCAUCGCCACAUCCAGGUAAUGCCAGCAUGUAUGAGGAUGAUAUUCUCAGCCAGAGAGCCCGUGCCUUCCCUCUGUCUCACGGACUCAUGCCGGCGCCACAGUUUUCUCCAUUUGCCUUCUCCAUGCACCACGACCCGAUGUCGCUGGCAGUGAGCCAAGGGCAGCAAUUCAGUGGCUACCACCACCUGGGAGGACCCGAACACAAGCGGGUACUGACGGGGUCACAAGCGGACGCCCCGGACAAGAACAUCAAGGUGGCCUUGGAUAACCGAGAUCUGUGGGCAAAGUUCCACUCUCUUGGCACCGAGAUGAUCAUUACCAAGACCGGCAGACGGAUGUUCCCAACAAUGAAAGUGACCAUAGACGGACUGGACCCACACGCCAAAUAUAUGCUGCUAGUAGACAUUGUGCCGGUGGAUGACUGCCGGUACAAGUACCACAACUCGGAGUGGGUGGUGACCGGCAAGGCAGAGCCCCACAUGCCGGGCCGCCUUUACAUCCACCCGGAUUCUCCGGCGUCUGGCGGACACUGGAUGAAGCAGCCCGUUACAUUCCACAAACUGAAGUUGACCAAUAAUAAUCUUGACCAGAAUGGACAUAUCAUACUGAACUCCAUGCACAAAUACCAACCGCGUCUUCACGUGGUGCAGGCCAACGACAUUUUCGCCAUGAGAUGGAACAAAUUCAACACUUACUCUUUUGAGGAGACCACCUUCAUUGCUGUCACCGCUUACCAGAACGAGCAGAUCACACAGUUAAAGAUUGACCAUAAUCCUUUCGCCAAGGGAUUCAGAGACAACGGUUUAGGAAGAAAUCACGCAAAUGGGCUCUCAUUAAGAUGGUUGGAGCCUUUCUCUUUUGGGUUAUUGCAGGACGGGAAUGCAAGAAAAAAA